Molecule: messenger RNA, 507 nt
Organism: Aegilops tauschii subsp. strangulata
Lineage: Eukaryota; Viridiplantae; Streptophyta; Magnoliopsida; Poales; Poaceae
Molecular function (GO): zinc ion binding; nucleic acid binding
Source: RefSeq, a predicted model, not a curated record
AUGGCGAGCGGCGACACGCUGGACGACUUCGCCGGCAAACUCGGGGCCAUGGCCGCGCGUUUUGUAGGGCUCGGAUCGACGCUGGAAGAUGCAGCGAUGGUGAAAAAGCUGCUGGAUUGCAUCCCCGAUCGCCUGUACGCGGCGGUCGUCAGGAUGGAGCAGUUCUGCGACCUGGACACGCUGUUGUUCGACGACGAACUGGGGCGCCUGAAGGCCUUCGACGAACGGCUGCGACGGUGUGGACAGGUGGACGGGGAGCGAGCGGAUGGCGCGCUCAUGUUCACGGCGGCGCAGUGGCGGGCGCGCGAGCGGCAGCGGGGAGGUGCGCGGGACGAUGACGACACACAGAGCAAGGCGUCGGGCAACGGUGGCAACCGGCGUGGGCGCUGCUAUAAGUGCGGCGUACGCGGCCACUUCAAGCGGGAAUGCCCGCAGUGGAAGAAGGUGCCGCCGGCGAAGCGUGCCCUGCUGGUGGACGGAGACGUCGAGGACGCCGGGCUGCUCUGA